Molecule: messenger RNA, 1914 nt
Organism: Liolophura sinensis
Lineage: Eukaryota; Metazoa; Mollusca; Polyplacophora; Chitonida; Chitonidae
Product: transcription factor Sp5-like
Exons: 2
Coding region: 332-1582 (416 amino acids)
Biological process (GO): regulation of transcription by RNA polymerase II
Molecular function (GO): RNA polymerase II cis-regulatory region sequence-specific DNA binding; DNA-binding transcription factor activity, RNA polymerase II-specific
Source: RefSeq, a predicted model, not a curated record
ACUGGGUGGUGAUCAAGGACUGUACAGCCUGUACACCUUCACACGCUGGGGACAUUCCAGUAGAUACUAUUGUGGAUACGGCUAUAACACAUCGGACUUAACGCUGUACUGGACGUAUAUAUACAUUUGUACUUGGAAUCUACCCAGUAAGCACUGGAGUGAAUUUGGAUGUAUUUACAUGCGAGAACUUCACCACUGCUGAGAGAAGGGAAUUUAACCAAAGUUUGUGAAGCAUUGGACUUUAGUUGGGAACUUUUUUUUCAUUGGAUUUACUUGAUGCCAACGUAACACUGUUCCUGUACCAACAUCACGACACGGCAUUUCCGCCAUCAUGUCGACUUUAUCUUUACCCAGGCAACAUGGAUUUCAUGCUAUACAGGAGCCGAUAGCUACCCGUCCAGAUGUCUCAUCUUUGGCCAUGCUGUCUUCUUCCUGUAACCGAAUCGGCCAGGGGCCCUCGUCUGAUUUGGUCAAACCUCACGCUCACUCUAUGAUGCCGUUCCCGUUCGCUGGGAUGGGUGCCCAACCCGGUGCCUUUCCCCCGGGGCUUGCCCAGCUACUCUUAGGGCGUGAGGCCAGCGCCGCAGCGGCAAUGAGAUUAGCAGAAUUGUCGGCUGUAAGCGUGUCCCGUGCCUCGGAAUCCUUAGCCACCAUGCAACCUCCCCACUCUCCCUCCUUCAACUACGACAUGCACCAGGCGAGAUUGAUACAACAGAACAUUCUGGCCGCAGGGCAGGGAUUUCUUCCAACACCAACCCCGUCCCCGGUUCUCUCACCUGUGGCGCUUCCCAUGUCACCAUGCGGCCUCCCACCGAAACAGGUAUCCCCACCCCCGGCGUCAGAGGCUGACAUACCGUGGUGGAGUUUACAGUCCCCGUCCCCAUCAUCACAAGUCCAGUCACCAAUGUCCCCGCUCUCGGUGGCGAUAUCGUCCCCAGAGUACAAAUACAUGCCUCCUCAGAUGAUGCUAGCGCAGCGAGGCUCGCCGUCCGAAGUCAGAAUGGGGUUAUCUCCCAUGUAUUCAGGAAUGAAGCCGAUGGCGGCCGCCAGGCGGUGUCGUCGUUGUCGCUGCCCGAACUGUCAAAAUCCGAAUAACUCGAACCCUUCCAAAAAGAAGCAGCAUAUCUGCCAUAUUCCGGGUUGCGGGAAAGUCUACGGGAAAACGUCUCAUCUGAAAGCGCAUUUGAGGUGGCAUUCCGGAGAAAGACCGUUUGUCUGCAAUUGGUUGUUUUGUGGCAAGAGCUUCACGCGCUCCGAUGAGUUGCAGCGCCAUCUACGGACGCAUACGGGAGAGAAGCGGUUUGCCUGCGAGGAAUGCGGGAAGCGAUUUAUGCGUAGUGACCAUCUGAGCAAGCACAUCAAAACUCAUGAGAACAAGAAAAUCAAACAGAAAUCCGACUCCGGCUCUGAUCAGCCUUUAACUCCUUCUACGGACGAAGAAAUCUACAGUGACGAAUUGAAAUCCGAUCCACGUGACUUUUCAGACGAAGAAGACGAAAUGAUCGACGUAGAUUACUGCGAAUCAGACGUUGAACUAGAAAACAUAGUUCCCUUGAAUCAGUUAACUGGUGCUUUGAUGUAAUUUAAAUUAAUGUUAUUAUUAAUCAUUUUGUUAUUUUGGAAUCAGAAAAAUUUUGUGACUGAAUAUGUCGUUGUCCUAUACAUAUUUACUAUGUUUGAUGUGGUGCCUAUAUUGUCAUUGUUAGAUUUAAUCUAUUUUUCACAUAUUUGUAAAGCUUGCCUUAUAAUUGUGUCCAAAAAAUUCGAGUCAAAGAUUAUAAAAUUAUAUACACAAAGAAAAGUGAUCUAUAUUUUUUGUCGAAAAAAGUUCCCCUGGGAUCUAUUUUUCCACGCGCGCUUUUACAAAAAGUGUGUUCAUCAUGUGAUGUUUAGAGAAGUUUGUUAACAAGAGUG